This is a messenger RNA of Xylaria bambusicola, 873 nucleotides long. RefSeq lists its product as uncharacterized. NCBI's taxonomy places the organism in Eukaryota, Fungi, Ascomycota, Sordariomycetes, Xylariales, Xylariaceae. The coding region runs from base 1 to 873 and encodes 290 amino acids. The transcript has 2 exons. Gene Ontology annotation, biological process: regulation of transcription by RNA polymerase II. The record is from RefSeq and is a predicted model, not a curated record. Gene Ontology annotation, cellular component: nucleus.
AUGGCCCAGCAGUUUCAGCCGAGCGUUUCGUCGCAGACAGACAGCAAUGCUAGUAAUACAGACACUCCUGGUCACGAGCCACUGGAUGCCUUUAGGCCCCCACCAACCAUCGGCCCUCAUGCCCGUCAGGCCGUUCUCCCUCAGGACUCUACUACACAAGGGCCUUAUGACCAGGAUGUCUGUGUCUGCAUUGCCUGUCUUACACCCUUCUCGAACAACGCUACACUUCGGCAACAUGGCAAAAGGGAGUGCCAUCGUCCAUAUGGCUGUACCUGCGGCGAUGCCUUCUCACGUCUGGAUGGCUUAGAGCGACAUAUCGCAUCUAAGAACAAGGUUAACAGAUUCCCCUGUCCACUCUGUGCACGAGAUGAAGCUCCCAAAUUAUUUGCUCGCGCAGACCAUUUGUCCCAACACCUUAGGACAUUUCAUAGAAUUCCCGCCGGCAAGAUCCCUGAAGAAUUUAACGCCACUACCCAUCACGAUGAUCAAAGCUCAACAUGUCCUCAAUCCUUGCCUCAAUACCCCUGUCAAGUUCAAGGCUGCUUGAGAGCUGGUGAACUUGGAUUCCUCAGGCAAAUCGAUCUCGAUGAGCACAUGAUCUGUGUGCACCCUGCAACCCAACAUGAUAUGAUCACCCAGCAGGCUCUGAUCAACCCUGCUCCUUCUUGGAUGGGCAAUGAUCUUCAGCACGAUUUUCACUCAUCACAAUUCGGGCUAAAUGCACAAUGGAAUUACCUGUUGCAACCAGAUCCGGUUGUAAACUAUGAUGUAGAGGGGAACUUACUCAGGGGUGAGUCGAGGGGUGGAAGCAUUGACCUACAGUCACGUGGCGACUUCAAUAACUUCUCAAUGGACUUCAGCUUUGGUAUCUAA